AUGGAUCCAUUGCUAGUAAUUGAUUUUCUUGUGGAACAAAAUAAAAAGCUUUGGAAUGAAAAGAUAAAGUUUGAGAAUACUUCCGAACAAAAGUUGAAAAAGUUAGGAAGAUACAAGAAGGCUCUCCUUCAAGAACAAGAAGAAAAGGAAAAGUACAAGAACAAAUGUGAGGACCUCGAGAAGGAUUUGAAAAAGAAUUCCUCAAUGAGAGAAGCCUCAACAAAUUCACUCUCCCUAUCAGUGGAACAAUUGCAAAGUACCGUUGCUCAAUUACAAUUAAAAGCACAGCAGUCGGAGAGUGAACGAAGGAAGAUUUCAUUGUUUGCUGCUAAAGCAAAAACAAAAAUUAAGGAAGUCAAGCUUGAUCAUAAGAAUUUGAAAACUGAUGUUAAAAUGGUUACUAAUCGAUUCCUUGAUGAUUUCCAAUCUCUUUCGACUCAAUUACAAAAGCAAGUUAGUACACAUUGCGAACUUGCUGAGGAUCAAUACUAUAAGUUGGAACAAAAGUUCAGUAACUUUAUGAAAGACAGCGAAGAUCAAGUUAGAGAAACUGCUGGUUACCUCUUGAAGGUUGGUAAGACUGUUAAAUCUUGGAAGAGAAGAUGGUUUGUCUUUAGAAGAGAUUUAACAUUUAGUUAUUUCAAAACUGUAGAAGAUGUUAAACCAUUAGACACUGUUGAUGUAUCUAUGGAAGAUUCAUUGGAUGUUUCUGCUGAUAUUUCUCAAGGAAAACCAUUUGCAUUCAAGCUUGUAACCACAAAUCGAACAUAUUUCCUCUGUGCCACUAAUGAGGACGAAAAGAGAAGGUGGAUCUCAGUAUUAAGGAGAUGGUUCGAAGUUAAUAAGUCUUACUUGGACAAAUAA
Molecule: messenger RNA, 864 nt
Organism: Naegleria gruberi
Lineage: Eukaryota; Heterolobosea; Eutetramitea; Acrasida; Naegleriidae
Exons: 2
Coding region: 1-864 (287 amino acids)
Source: RefSeq, a predicted model, not a curated record